Dama dama (fallow deer) is the source of this 4293-nucleotide messenger RNA. It is a transcript of the gene ZNF181, whose product is annotated as zinc finger protein 181. The transcript has 5 exons. Gene Ontology annotation, molecular function: DNA-binding transcription repressor activity, RNA polymerase II-specific. Gene Ontology annotation, biological process: negative regulation of transcription by RNA polymerase II. The record is from RefSeq and is a predicted model, not a curated record. Lineage: Eukaryota; Metazoa; Chordata; Mammalia; Artiodactyla; Cervidae. Bases 280 to 1995 code for a protein of 571 amino acids.
GAAGGCAACCGUGCGACUCACCGGCAACUUUUCUCCGUGGAGCGGAGGAGUCUGAGAAGUGCCGUCCGGCCCGGGGCUCCGCCUGGGGCUGCCUGGCGUUUGUCUCCGACGCAGCAUUGGUGUUCUCGGUCCUGGAAUCGCGGAGGACUCUGGGCACCGCAGUUCCGGCGAGGCAAGCGGCCUUUGUUCGCUACAGCUACACGGUGCGUCAGGCACUGCCCUUCUAUAAGAAGAGAACCUGGAAAGAGGACUGUGUCGACUACUGGAAAUUGCAGAGUCAUGUUUCAGGUGACAUUUAGUGAUGUGGCCAUAGACUUCUCUCACGAAGAGUGGAAAUGGCUCAGUUCUACUCAGAGGAAUUUAUACAAAGAUGUGAUGGUCCAGAAUUAUGAGAACCUGGUAUCCCUAGCAGGUCUUUCCAUACCUAAGCCAUAUGUGAUUGCUUUAUUGGAGGAUGGCAAAGAACCUUGGAUGGUGGAGGAAAAGCUGUCAAAAGAUAUGUUUCCAGAUUGUAAAUCAAGAUGGGAAAACAAAGAAUUAUCAAUGAAGGAGGAUAUUUAUGAUGAAGAUUUACCCCAAAUGGUAAUAAAGGAAAAAACUAUACAACAGAAUCUUGAAUUUUCAAAUUUUAACAAGGACUUGUAUUAUAUCAAGAAGUUGGAGGGGAAGUAUGAAAAUCAAGUAGAGCAUUUCAGACCAGUUACCCUCACCUUAAGAGAAAGUCCUACUGGGGAAAGUGUUUACAAAUUUAAUGCGUGUAAAAGCAUCUUCCAUUUAAAGUCUGUUUUUUCUGAACCACAGAGAAUUUCUGCUGAAGGGAAGUCACAUAAACGUGAUAUACUUAAGAAGAGCUUACCACCAAAUUCAGUUAUAAAAAAUGAGAAUAUCAAUGAUGGAAAGAAACUUUUGAAUUCUAAUGAAAGUGUAGCAGCCUUCAGCCAAAGCAAAUCUCUUACCCUUCACCAGACUUUGAAUAGAGAGAAAAUCUAUACAUGCAGUGAAUGUGGGAAAGCCUUUGGCAAACAAUCAAUCCUUAAUCGGCAUUGGAGAAUUCAUACAGGAGAGAAACCCUAUGAAUGUCAUGAAUGUGGGAAGACUUUUAGCCAUGGCUCAUCCCUUACUCGACAUCAAAUAAGCCACAGUGGAGAGAAACCUUACAAAUGUAUUGAAUGUGGGAAAGCCUUUAGCCAUGUCUCAUCACUUACCAAUCAUCAAAGCACUCACACUGGAGAGAAACCAUAUGAAUGUAUGAACUGUGGAAAGGCGUUUAGUCGUGUUUCACAUCUCAUUGAACAUCUGAGAAUUCAUACUCAAGAAAAACUAUAUGAAUGUCGAAUAUGUGGGAAGGCAUUCAUUCACAGGUCAUCUCUCAUUCACCAUCAGAAAAUUCAUACUGGAGAGAAACCUUAUGAAUGUAGAGAAUGUGGAAAAGCCUUUUGCUGUAGCUCACACCUUACUCGACAUCAAAGAAUUCAUGCUAUUGAGAAACAAUUUGAAUGUAACAAAUGUCUGAAAGUCUUUAGCAGCCUCUCAUUUCUUAUUCAGCAUCAGAGUAUUCAUACUGAAGAAAAGCCCUUUGAAUGUCAAAAAUGUGGGAAAUCCUUCAACCAACCCGAAUCACUGAAUAUGCAUUUGAGAAACCACACUAGAUUGAAACCUUAUGAAUGCAGUAUAUGUGGGAAAGCCUUCAGUCACAGGUCAUCUCUGUUUCAACAUCACAGAAUUCAUACUGGAGAGAAACCCUAUGAAUGCAUUAAAUGUGGAAAGACCUUUAGCUGUAGUUCAAACCUUACUGUACAUCAGAGAAUUCAUACUGGAGAAAAGCCAUAUAAAUGUAAUGAAUGUGGGAAGGCAUUUAGCAAAGGCUCAAAUCUUACUGCCCAUCAGCGAGUACAUAAUGGAGAGAAACCCAGUAGUACAAUAAGUAUGGAAAAGUCUUUAGGCCAUGUGAAUCACUAUGUGUAUGAAAGAUCACAUAAUAGAGAAACUGCAUAAAGGCAGUGUUCAUCAUACUAUACUGUAGCUGUAGAUCUUCCUGGAUUCAAGAUCAGAAAAUCUAUACUGGAGAAAAUUGUUAAGAAUGUAAUGAAUAUGGGAAAGUCUCUAGCAAUGAUAUAAGCCUUAUUGUUUAUCACAAUUCACACUGUAGAGAGACUAUGAAGGCAAUAAGUGUGGGAAAGACUUUAGCCAGCAUUAAUCCCUUAGUUGACAUAAGUAAAUCCACACUGGAGGAAAACCCUUUACAUGUAACAAGUUGGGAAAGACAUUAGGCAAACAUGAAUCUCUUAAGAAACAUUACACACAUACAGGAGAGAAGCAAUAUGAAUAUAGAAAUUGUGGUAAGUCCUUCAAUUAAAAUACAUCAUUCUCUACAUUAGAGAACUCACACUGAAGAGAAAGUUUAUGUAAGCAAUAUAGCAAAGUGUUCACUAAGCUUGCAGGCAUCAGAAGAUUAAUGCUAGAACCACCUGAAGGAUGUAGGAAGUAUGUGUAAGUCUUUCUUUGCAAUGAUGCUAAUUUGUAAGCAGUUCUACAGGAGAGCAAACAAGCAUAAAUCAACAUGCAUACCAUAAAGUAGCAGCAUGCAUUUUACUCCAGGUCUUACAUAAAAAUUAGCUAAUGGGCAUGUGAAGAUAAAUAGUCACUCAGUGAAUCCAAUAAAUGUAAUAAAUGAAAGUUGCAAUAGAAGUAAAAAGUGGUAAGAAUAAAAUUUUUCAUCUCUAAUAAAGUGGUUUUGUAUAUGUUGAACUCCUUUGAGACACUGAUAUUUCUUAAGAGUUUUACACUAUUUUCCUCUUGAUGAAUGAGGAUCAGCUUUGCUGUAUAGCCAUUAGUGGCAGACCAGCAAACCUAGAAAAAAGUGGCCUGACCUCUGUACUAAGAAUGUCACUAGUUUGGUGAGGUUAAUAUACAGUCCAUCUCCUCUUGGCUUAAAUGAUGCAUUUUAAUUUUUACAAGUGCUGUGAGAACCCAACCAAGAAAUUACAUACACUGAGGGAUUAUAGCAGAGUGUAUGUGCUUUUUAGUCCAAAUCCUAAAGAAUGAGUCCUAAUUACAGUGACCCUCCAUAACUGCAUAUUCUGCAUCUGUAGAUUCAACCACUCACAGUUGGAAAUGUGUUUUUUGAAAAGUUUUCAUCUGGAAAGUUCUAAAAAGAAAACUUGGACUUACCAGCUGUAGGCAAUUAUUUACAUAUCAUUUACAUUACAUUUACAACUAUUUACAUUGUACUGGCUUUUGUAGUGGCUCAGGGAAUACAUCAUAUUAGGUGAUGAUUUUAAAGUAUACAGGAGGAUGUGCCUAGGUUACAGCAACUAUGCCAUUUUAUUUAAGGGACCUGGAGCACCUGCAGGUUUUGGUAUCUGUGCAAGUGAGGGAGUAUGUUGGUCCUGGAGCCAGUCCCUCACAGAUAAAGGACAGCUGUAGGUAAGGCACAUGCACACUCAAGAAUCAUUCUAGGCAAAGCAGACCAGCAAGUUCUAUCAUGUUUGAUGUAGCUGAAAUCCAUUAUGUAGUGUCUAGUUCUAGUUUCUCCAGUACUCUUGCCUGGAAAAUCCCAUGGACGGAGGAGUCUGGCGGGCUGCAGUCCAUGGGGUCUCGAAGAGUCGGACACGACUGAGCGACUUCACUUUCACUUUUCACUUUCAUGCAUUGGAGAAGGAAAUGGCAACCCACUCCAGUGUUCUUGCCUGGAGAAUCCCAGGGACGGUGGAGCCUGGUGGGCUGCCAUCUAUGGGGUCACACAGAGUUGGACACGACUGAAGUGACUUAGCAGCAGCAGCAGCAGCAGCAGUUCUAGUUUUGUGGCUUUGAGGUAUUAUUACUGCUGGCAGCAAUACUAAUAAAGUAUCAGUCAUUUCUCCAUCCCUUGAUCAUUGUUAUGGAGGGUUGGAAUUGAAUAGUCCAGAGCCAUUCCCACAAAUUCUGCCGCCUGUUCACCAAUUUUGAUGGCACUAGUAUCCUGUACCAUAGCUUCUUGAAAUAAAUAUUUAAGAGCAUUUUUGUUUUUUACACUGAAGCUUGACAGAUAAAUAUAGAUUCUAAGCGGGGUGCCUUCAAAUAUUCUAAACAGAGUAGCCUUACUGGCUCCACAAUUUCUUAUCUUUUGACUAGAGAGGUUAUACAGAUCAGUGAUUGGGAUUUUACAGACACUGUUGCAAAUAAAAGGCAGUUAAAUGUAGUUUAUGUUUCAGAUUUUAUUCUCUAUGGCAUUUGAUAGUUGCAAGUAACAAAUUUUAAGAAAGGAUAUUAUAUCAUUGAUACAAUUCUGGUGUCAGAUGAAUGAUAGGGUUU